GGGCGGGCAGGCUGGGAGCCGCAGCCGCCCCGGCCCAUCGGGCUCCGAGCGGCGCGGGCAGCGCCCCAGGGCCGCUGCUCCUGGUCCCGCCCUGGAUCUCGCCAUGUCUGCGGCACAGCCGGCCGACACCCCGGACCCGGGAGAGGCUGGGACAUGCCCGGAGGACGUCCCCUCCAUCAAGGAAAUCGAGCAGCUGCUGAGCACUGGGCGGCCCUCUUGUAACCACGUUGAUGAAGUUUGGCCUAAUCUCUUCUUAGGGGACCUAGUAACAGCGCACAAUAGAUUUGUUUUGUGGAAGAUGGGUGUGACCCAUGUUUUAAAUGCCGCCCAUGGCACAGCAUACAGCCACGGAGGCCAGGACUUUUAUGGAGCAACCAUUGAUUACUAUGGUGUACCAGCCCAUGACCUGCCAAGCUUUGAUAUCAGCCAGUUCUUUUUCUCUGCUGCACAAUUUAUCCACAAUGCCUUGAACACGCCAGGAGCCAAAAUAUUGGUACACUGUGCAGUUGGAGUAAGCAGAUCAGCUUCUCUAGUCCUAGCAUAUCUCAUGAUAAAUCACCACCUCCCAUUAGUUGAAGCCAUCAAGACAGUGAAGGAGCAUCGAUGGAUUUCACCCAACCGUGGUUUUCUGAAGCACCUGCGAAACCUGGAUGUUCAGCUAAGGCAAAGGAAGGACUGCUGAACAGGCAACCCUAUCUACUUUCACUUUACUGAGUUUCACCCUUCAGAGCCAUUGUGCAUAUGCAACUUCCCAUGAUCAGUGCACAUUACAAAAAUGAAGAAAAUGAUGCACCAAAAUAAAAGGCCAACAGAAUGGUAAAUGGAUUAAUUCUGAUUGCUCAGUCCCUCCCAAACCAGCCCAGGCAACAGCAGCACUGUAACCACUGCACAGGGUAGAACUGCUGUGCCUUGAGCAGUGCUACUCAGUGAUUCCACUGAAGUGGUUAGGACAGACCCUGGUUUCUGCUCAUGCCAGAGGCAAGUUCAGUGUUUGCAUCUAGCUAUAAAGGAUGUUUGAGUCCCCUUUGCUUGGAAGUGUUAACAGAAUCAUCUUUCUCAGUUGGGUUACAGUUCUCACAGGCAUGUUCUGCUAAGAAAAAUUUUGUGUUUCAGGGUGAUGAUGAGACAAGGGCAGUUUCUUGAGAGCCCAGACACUCGUACAGAAACAUUCCUCUUUUACUGGUCUCCUAAAUAUUGUGGUGUUAUAGAAAGCUGAGACAGCCACAAGACCCACACCAUCAGAAUAAGUGCUUGUGAUGCUUCUGCAGCCUGGGUCAGCAAACCUCAUGAGUCGUUUCUUGUUAAAUAUGUUUUUGAAAAGAUAAUAUAUAUCAUGUAGUAUAUUGAGGACAUUAAAAAGAAUAUGUCAGUUCUUUGAAGCAUUUGUAAGUUGGACUCAUCAGUUUGCUUGCACUCCAAAUUAUCCCAAAUCAGUCACUGGCUUUGGAUCACCUGUGGUUUAAUAUCAGGUAGAGACUAAGCCUACAUCAGUGGCUUGGACUAAUUGAUGCAAAUUAGUUUUAAGCUGUUUUGAAGAUGUCACUUUUCUUGUCACCAGUUAAUCAGUACUUAAACCAAUGUGAUUUUUAAUACAGCAACAGCAUUUGAAAUUCAUGCUACCACUCUGCCUGAAAAUUAGCUUGUUACCUUGUGGUGAACCAUGAAGUGAUAAUCAAAUUUGGUUUUGCCCUUUGCUGCUGGUUGGAUUUAUUGAUUAGUUGACCUUAUAAAGAUUCCCUGUCAGAUUAUGCAAAUACAUUU
Messenger RNA from Oenanthe melanoleuca, 1761 nucleotides. It is a transcript of the gene DUSP13A, whose product is annotated as dual specificity phosphatase 13A. Gene Ontology annotation, biological process: protein dephosphorylation; negative regulation of MAPK cascade. Bases 104 to 682 code for a protein of 192 amino acids. Lineage: Eukaryota; Metazoa; Chordata; Aves; Passeriformes; Muscicapidae. Gene Ontology annotation, molecular function: protein tyrosine/serine/threonine phosphatase activity; MAP kinase phosphatase activity. The transcript is spliced from 3 exons. The record is from RefSeq and is a predicted model, not a curated record. Gene Ontology annotation, cellular component: cytoplasm.